UAAAUAUACAUGUAAAAGUGAUUAUUCGUUAAGAGUGAUAGUGUAAAGUGUAUAUUGAUUGUUAAAACAAUGGAAUACGUACUGAUAAAAGACAUACGGCCGGGACAGAAAAACAUUAAUGUAGUGUUUAUUGUUCUGGAAGUUGGUCACCCUACUAUUACCAAAGAAAACCGCGAAGUUCGAACAUUUAAAGUAGCAGAUGGUACAGCAUGUAUGAAUGUUUCAAUUUGGGACGAACCAGGACAGCUUCUUGUACCAGGUGAUAUUGUACGAUUGACAAAAGGUUAUGCAUCUGUUUGGAGACAAUGUUUAACAUUAUAUUCAGGAAAAAAUGGAGAUAUACAAAAAAUUGGAGAAUUUUGUAUGGUAAUAAAUGAACAAUUGAAUAUGAGUGAACCAAAUCCUGCUUUAGCACAACAAAUGAUUAAUCAAAGUGGAUCUGGCCCACCUGGUAGUAAUAACAAUAGUAUUACAAAUAAUGGAAAUGCAAAUAACAUUGCUGGUCAACCUGGAAGACAACCACUAGGAUUUCAUUUUCCACUUACUGUGGUGAUAUGUCAUUUAUUAUUAAAAUUUUUGUUAUCUGCUUUAAUAAGAUGCAUUAAAGCAUGUUGGAAAAAACAACAGCAAUUAAAACUUCCUUUACAAAGCAUAAUAGGAAUGGUUAUGCCAGUUGGUAUAGCUAGUGGUCUUGAUGUUGGUUUAUCAAACUGGGCAAUUUCACUAAUUACUAUGUCAUUAUAUACAAUGACAAAAUCAACUACUAUCAUUUUUAUUCUUGGAUUUGCACUUUUUUUGAGAUUAGAGAAAAAGUCUUGGUCAUUAUCAUGUAUUGUAGUAAUGAUAUCAGGAGGAUUAUUUAUGUUUACUUACAAAUCAACACAAUUUGAAAUUUUUGGAUUUGUAAUUUGUCUCUUAGCAUCAUUUUCAAGUGGUAUUCGAUGGACUAUGACACAAUUAAUUAUGCAAAAAUCUAAAUUUGGAAUGAAAAGUCCAAUUGAUAUGAUGUAUUAUAUGCAAUUGUGGAUGUUAUUACCUAUUGUACCAGUAAUGAUGUGGUUUGAAGGACCUCGUCUAUAUAAUAAUUUUAAAAUUACUGAUUGGAAUAAUAUUCAUACUAUUGCAAUGACUAUAACUGCUAUAUUUGGAAGUGCUAUUAUAGCUUUCCAUAUGGAAAUUAUGGAAUUUUUAGUUGUUACAUACACUUCUAGUCUUACACUUUCAAUUACUGGCAUAAUUAAAGAAAUAUGUAUUUUGAUCUUAGCUGUGGAAUGGAAAGGUGAUCAAAUGAGUGGUCUUAAUUUCAUAGGGUUAUUAAUGUGCCUUUGUGGAAUCAUAAUUCAUACUAUCCAAAAAGUAUUAUCAAAUAGAAACAAAAUAGCUGAAAAUUUGGAAUUACAAGUAAAUUCUCUUUCAAGUAACAAUUUAAAAAAUGAAGAUAGUAUUGAUACAAAUUUACCUUUAUUAACUCAAAAAUCAACAUCGUUAACAAAUCUUUUAAAUGCAGAAUUCAGUUCAGAUGAAGAUGAUACACUUAAACAUGGUGAGAAUUCUACUCAAAUAUUAUCUAAUAUAUUACAACGUAGGGAACAGUAAAAUUUAAACUUUAAUAUUAUUAUUAUUAUUAGAAUGAUAAGAUUUAUUCUAAA
This is a messenger RNA of Apis mellifera (honey bee), 1649 nucleotides long. Its product is annotated as solute carrier family 35 member C2. The coding region runs from base 70 to 1596 and encodes 508 amino acids. Lineage: Eukaryota; Metazoa; Arthropoda; Insecta; Hymenoptera; Apidae. The record is from RefSeq and is a predicted model, not a curated record. The transcript has 6 exons. Gene Ontology annotation, molecular function: antiporter activity; DNA binding. Gene Ontology annotation, cellular component: Golgi apparatus; cis-Golgi network; SOSS complex. Gene Ontology annotation, biological process: mitotic cell cycle checkpoint signaling; response to ionizing radiation; double-strand break repair via homologous recombination.